Messenger RNA from Rosa chinensis, 2409 nucleotides. RefSeq lists its product as uncharacterized. Lineage: Eukaryota; Viridiplantae; Streptophyta; Magnoliopsida; Rosales; Rosaceae. The record is from RefSeq and is a predicted model, not a curated record. The transcript has 2 exons. Bases 1 to 2409 code for a protein of 802 amino acids.
AUGGCUGGAGCAAGACCACUGAAGGAUGCCUUCGUCCCAACAGCUUCUAAAUCUCCUUCAUGCAUUGAUUAUACACCGGACGUCAAUCAUGCCUAUUCCAUUCCUGUGCAGUUGAUUAACUCGUUGCCCAAAUAUAUGGGAUCCCCAUCUGAGGACCCUAAUGUUCACAUUAGGGAAUUCUUGGACAUAUGCAAAUUGCAGACCAUUCAGCAUCUGCCUCCUGAAGGCCUCAGGUUACUUCUUUUCCCAUUUUCAUUAAAAGAUGAUGCUAAGCGUUGGCUAUACUCUCUACCUGCAGGUAUCAUAACAUCUUGGGAUGAAAUGGUCAAGAAGUUCCUCAAGCAGUACUUUCCGGCCCAACUGACAAGGAAGCUGAGAAGAGAAAUACAAAAUUUCUGUCAGAAGGAUGGAGAUACUCUAUAUGAGGCAUGGGAGGAAUUUAAAGAGCUGCAGAGGAAGUGCCCCCAUCAUAAUUUUGCUUUGGAUGACUUGGUUCAAUAUUUCUAUGAUGGUUUGGAUACGGUCAAUAGGGGUAGCGUGGACUCGGCCUGUGGAGGGACAUUCAUGAAUAAGACUGGCCGGCAAGCAUAUGAUCUCAUUGAAGACUUGGCUGAUAAUAAUCGGCAGUUCCACGCAAGGGAUAAGCGAGCAAGAGGUCGUGGAGUUUAUGAGCUUGACACUAAGAAUGGGAUGCAAAAUCAGAUGGUAGCCUUGGAGAGAAAACUCAAUAUGUUAGUAAAUGUUAUGAGCAAUGGGUCUAAGGCAUCACCUCAGGUAUGCUCUAUUUAUUCAUAUUCUGACCAUACUACUGAUAGGUGUCCUAUGUCUACUUUGUCUGAGGAACAGGUAAACUUUGUGGGGCAACCAAGGCAAAAGUAUGACCCCUACUUGAACACAUACAAUCCUGGAUGGAAGGAUCACCCUAACUUCUGUUGGAACAACAAUGAUAAUGUGGUUCGGCCUACUCAAGGUGUCUAUAACAUGCCACCUGGUUUCCAAGCCCCUAGACAACAAGCAUAUCAACAAGCUCCGCCUCAACAAGCUUCAAGCAAAUCAUUGGAGGAUAUGCUCAAGGACAUGGCACUUCAUACUUCUACAUUCAUGCAAGAGACCAAGGCUCAAUUUAAGGAGCAAGGGCAAUCAAUCAAGAACUUAGAGAGACAAGUUGGGCAACUUACAAGUUAUAUGCAAAAUAGGCCUCCCGGAACUCUUCCAAGCACAACUGUGCCUAAUCCUAAGGGUGAGAGUGUUGCGGAGCUCCAUGCCAUGACUUUGAGAAGUGGAAAGCAAUUGGAGGGACCAAUAAGAGCCAUAGAGAAGUUCAUGAACUCAAAGAAGGAGCAACAUGAGAAAGACAUCUUGGAAACCUUUCGGAAAGUCCAAGUGAACAUCCCCCUUUUGGACACCAUCAAACAAGUGCCCAAAUACGCUAAGUUUCUCAAGGAGUUGUGUACCAACAAGAGGAGGUAUAAAGAUAAGGAAACUGUGGCCCUUAGUGAGGAAGUCUCAGCGGUACUUUUGAGAAAAUUGCCUCCUAAGCUGAAGGAUCCUGGAAGAUUCACCAUCCCUUGCACAAUUGGGGAACGCAGGUUUGAAAAAGCUUUACUUGAUUUAGGAGCUUCUAUUAAUCUAAUGCCCUAUACUGUGUAUGAAACUCUUAAGUUAGGUGAGCUCAAGGAUACUCAAGUCACCAUUCAACCAGCGGAUCGUUCUAUAGCCUUUCCUAAGGGCAUAGUUGAAGAUGUCUUGGUGCAAGUGGGAGUGUUGAUCUUUCCAGCCGAUUUCUUUGUCUUGGAGAUGGAGCCUGAGCCUAUGCCAUAUGACCUUCCUCUCAUUCUUGGUCGCCCAUUCAUGAGAACUGCACGAACAAAGAUUGAUGUCUAUGAGGGAACCUUAACAAUGGAAUUUGAUGGCGACAUUAUAUGCUUCAACAUCUUUGAGGCCAUGAGGUAUCCGAAUGAUGUUCAUACUUUUUUUUCCAUAGAUGCCUUUGAUUAUCUUGUGCAGGAUACCUUUAAUGCAAGUGUGGGGGAGGAUAAACUCAAGAGAACAUUAGAAUUGGGAUUGGAGCAAAACGAUUUUCAACAAGUCGAAGGUGAUACUUCAACUGGACAAAUGCAGGGGAAAGACACCAAUCCAAGGGUCUCCAACGAUGUAGUUUGGAACCAUGAGCUCAUGGAAACAGUCGCUGCACUUGAGGCACGCCCUCAAGUACAAGGUAAGCCUCCUAACUUUAUUUCCCUUCCAGUUUCAGAUGCAAAACUUGUACCUUCUGUGAUUCAGGCACCCAAAUUAGAGCUUAAACCAUUGCCGGAUCAUCUCAAGUAUGCUUAUUUGGGAGAUAAUGAGACAUUGCCUGUUAUUAUUGCUUCUAACCUUUCGGCACAUGAGGAGGCAAAGAUUGUCUGA